AUGGAUAAUAGAAUUGGAGAGGCCAUGGAGGAGUUGACCGUACAGCAGGUCAUACUCAGCUCCCUACAAGACCAGGUCUGGGACGGCAUCGAGGAGGAGCGGGCCCAAGUACUUGGCGAUAUUGAGCGACUGAAGCGUCUCGUCAAGAGGCUGGAACGAGAGGCACGCGCAUACGCCGACCAUCAAGAUGAACAUCCACGCCCUCAACAUCGAACGCCCGUCGUGACGGCCGGGCGCUCCAUCAAGAUGGAUACCCUUCCCGGUGAUCACGACAUUUGGGGCAGCCCAUCUUCAGUAUCUUUGCCAAGCAGAAAGAGGGAUAUUCGGGCCACUGAUGCUUUUACCAUGGAUGGGCAGAACAAGUCUCGGCGCACUACUCCUACUCCCGGAGGCAACCAUCCCUCAACCCCUUCCAGAUAUAACGACUCCGAGCUCUUUGAUAUUAUUGAUCUCACUGGGUAUCCCUUCGCCCAUAGCCACGCAGUCACUUGCUCAUUUGCUGACAAUGAUAGCGACGACGUCGACUUCGAUUCCACCUUAAUCGCCGAACAAAUCCGGGAGCAACAGCGCCGAGAACAGGAAAACCGAGACAGGAAAAUGGCCAUGGAACUUGGGAGCCUGCCCUCCCCGCUCAUACCAACCUCCAACAUCAACUCACUCGAACCAGACGCUUUUUCAAGGAUCAUGGCUACAGAGCGAGCAAACACAAGAGGGCCGACAGGAUGGAACUGGCAGUCUUCACCGCCACCCAGCACUCAAACACCGGCGCCGCCUACAGAUAGGAAGGGAGCCUCAGUCCCAGGGUCGUAUGAUCCGAACUGGGACAGCCCAAGCCCGUGGGAUAGACCUCCAGUGCCCACACUGCGCAGCAAUGGAUUUAAAGAUGUUGGCAUGAACUCGCCUGGUGGAAAUGGCUCGAAUUCUUCGUGGUCUAACGCUCCGCUGAAUUCACCGUUUACUAGUAUGAGAAAUCAGCUUUCGAACCCGGCGCUCACAAAUGCCUUCCAGCCUCACUCGCUGUCACGACAUGUGUCAAACGGGAUAUCAUGGCUGCCGAAAAAUAAUGGCUCUGCUGUUGCAAACGUCAUCGAACAGACCAGCAUGUUUGAUUUCACAAAUGGGCUAGACGCAUUUGGCAAUCCACUGCCUAGUCGUUUGACAAAUGUGCUUGGUGACGAUGACGAGUCACCUAUGACGGGAAAGGAGCUGGAUGACUUGCUGGGGAAUAUUCGCCCCGACGUAGAUAUUCCUGAGAGUAAUCGCGGGAUUGGUCCCCCAGGGCUGAAGUUCCCCCUUUAUCGCCACCAGGAAGUUGCGCUUACUUGGAUGAAACAAAUGGAAGAGGGGACUAACAAGGGCGGCAUCCUGGCCGACGACAUGGGAUUAGGCAAGACGAUUUCCACCUUAUCUCUUAUGCUUGCCAACCAAUCCAACUGUCGUCCAAAGACCAACUUGAUUAUUGGCCCUCUUUCGUUGGUCCGACAAUGGGAAGAGGAACUACAAAAGAAGACGAAGCUUGCGCACAGAUUCUCCGUGUUUCUGUAUCAUGGCAGAAAAACGACCACGGAUGAACUUCUCAAGUACGACGUUGUGCUCACCACCUAUGGCACUUUGGCGCAGGAACUCAAGCGCCGCGAGAAGUUCAUUGAAGAAAAUAAAGAUAGGAACAUCAACUUCAAUGAUAAGUCUUGUACGGCUAGAUUUCCGCUGCUACACCCAGAGAAAGCUGUCUUUCACCGCGUCAUCCUGGACGAAGCACAAUGCAUCAAGAAUAGGAAUACGCAAACGGCAAAAGCUUGCCACAGCUUGAGGGCUACCUAUAGGUGGUGUUUGACCGGCACCCCAAUGAUGAAUGGGAUUCUCGAGCUCUAUUCCCUCUUGAAGUUUCUACGUAUAAAGCCGUAUAAUGCAUGGGAGAACUUCCGUCGGACUUUUGGUGUAUUGUUCGGCCAGAGAGGCGACCCUAAGAGUAUUGCCAUGAGCAAGCUUCGAGCACUGCUCAAAGCAAUUAUGCUACGCCGAAAGAAGGACUCGAUGCUAGACGGCAAGCCGAUAUUGGAACUUCCCCCGAAGAGCGAGCAUAUCGUGUAUGCGGAGCUAUCCGUCGACGAGCAACACUUCUACAAACAACUCGAGCAGAAGUCCCAAGUGGUUUUCAGCAAGUACCUCCGGGAGGGGAGUGUCGGAAAGAAUUAUUCAAGCAUUCUUGUGCUGUUGCUCCGACUUAGACAAGCAUGCUGUCAUCCCCACCUCAACCUGGACGUCGACGAUGCAGUCAAUCCUGUCAGCGGUGCUGAUGUGGAAAAUCUGGUCAAGGAACUGGAUGCAUCUAUCGUAGAGAGGAUCAAGGGUGUCGAAGCGUUUGAGUGCCCCAUUUGCUACGAUGCAGUACAGUGUCCAACAUUCUUCAUCCCCUGCGGUCACGAUAGUUGCAACGACUGUCUGUCCCGGCUUGUCGACAAUGCCAUCUCGCAGAACCUCCACGAAGGCAGCGAAAGCGACAAGGCUAAGUGCCCUGUGUGCCGAGGCGUCUUUGAACCACGGAAAUGUUUCACUUAUGACAUGUUCAAGAAAGUCCACAUGCCAGAGACCGUGGAACAAUCAACCAAGGUGGGACCAGAGUACGAUGACUCCAGCGAAGAUGAAGAGGGUGAUUUUGAAGACGGGUAUUCCGCGGAUGAGAUUGACAGCCAAGGGAACCUCAAAGGAUUCAUCGUCUACGACGACGACGAGCUCGCCGACAUCGACGACCUGAAAAAGGAGGUCUCCACCCCUGACACCCAAGCGCAAAAAAGGACCAGGAAGACUACAACCAAAGGCAAGGGGAAUGGAAAGGGGAAGGGGAAGGGGAAGGACAAGGGCAAGGGCAAAGACAAGAAACCAGACGUGAAGCCCUCCAUGCUCAAGAGCCUCCGCUUGGAGGCAGUCAAGAACCGCCAAGCAUACAAGCGAUAUAUGCGGUACCUACGCAGGACGUGGAUGCCAGCAGCCAAAGUCACCGAAUGCAUGAAGCUGCUCAAACAGAUACAAGAAACGGGCGAAAAGACAAUCAUAUUCUCCCAGUGGACGCUGCUCCUGGACCUCCUGGAAGUGGCCAUGUGGCACGAGCAGUUCCCCAACAAGCCGCUUCGGUACGACGGCAGCAUGUCUGGGGACGAACGCAGCGCUGCAGCUAAGAACUUCAGAGACCGGCCCCAGCACGAUGUCAUGCUCGUGUCCCUGCGCGCGGGCAACGCGGGCCUCAACCUGACGGUCGCUACUCGCGUCAUCAUCAUGGAUCCCUUCUGGAACCCGUACAUUGAGAUGCAGGCCAUUGACCGGACCUACCGCAUAGGACAGCAGAAGGAGGUGGAGGUGUAUAGAAUCCUGACCAAGGAAACAGUAGAAGACCGCAUCGUCGCGCUGCAGGAGAAGAAGAAGGAGAUUGUGGAGGCGGCGCUCGACGAGACGGAGAGCAUGAAGAUAGGCCGUCUGGGCGUCGACGAGCUCAAGUUUUUGUUUAAUGCGCACUGA
This is a messenger RNA of Metarhizium album ARSEF 1941, 3513 nucleotides long. RefSeq names its product SNF2-related protein. NCBI's taxonomy places the organism in Eukaryota, Fungi, Ascomycota, Sordariomycetes, Hypocreales, Clavicipitaceae. The record is from RefSeq and is a predicted model, not a curated record. Gene Ontology annotation, cellular component: cytoplasm. The coding region runs from base 1 to 3513 and encodes 1170 amino acids. Gene Ontology annotation, molecular function: ATP binding; ATP-dependent chromatin remodeler activity; metal ion binding. The transcript has 4 exons.